Messenger RNA from Exophiala xenobiotica, 1565 nucleotides. RefSeq lists its product as uncharacterized. Gene Ontology annotation, molecular function: monooxygenase activity; oxidoreductase activity, acting on paired donors, with incorporation or reduction of molecular oxygen; heme binding. The transcript is spliced from 8 exons. The record is from RefSeq and is a predicted model, not a curated record. NCBI's taxonomy places the organism in Eukaryota, Fungi, Ascomycota, Eurotiomycetes, Chaetothyriales, Herpotrichiellaceae. The coding region runs from base 1 to 1482 and encodes 493 amino acids.
AUGGGAUUCUCACUCAGCACAUGGAUUUUCUUGGCCGCCGUCCUCGGCCUGCUGUUUCGAUCACUGUAUCUACAUGUCUCUUCACCGCUCUCAAGAGUGCCCGGUCCCUUCAUUGCCAGGUUCAGCCGAUGGUGGCUUGCCUACCACGGCUGGCGAGGAGACUUCCACCAGCUCUUGACAAGCCUGCACGAGCGAUAUGGAGAGGUCGUCCGGAUCGGGCCUAACGAAGUCAUCACCAUUUCUCCAGACGCGGUCAAGAAGAUAUACGGCGCCGGUUCUCAAUUUCGAAAGAGCGAAUGGUAUCUUCCUCAACAAGGCGAGCGGAAGUUCGACCUAUUUGCCGAGAGAGACAUCAUCGUUCACCGCAAUCACCGCCGACUCGUGAACAAUGCUUACGCCACCAGUUCGUUAAUGGAGUUGGAGCCAUACAUGGACAGUGCCAUUGCGUAUUUCAUGACGACCCUGCACCAUGUCCAAGGCCAGCGCAUCGACUUUGGCCUUUGGCUCCAGCUGUUCGCUUUCGACGUUAUCGGCGAAGUGACCUUCUCCCAGCGCUUCGGCCUGAUGGACGCCGGGCGGGAAUCCGAAGCACUCAAGCAGAUCAAAAAGGUGCUUAGGUCGACAUCGUGGGUGGGCCAAGUGCCCUACGUCUACAAACUGCACCAGGUCUUACGCCCGAUCAUCGGCAACCGCCUGGCCCUCACAGCACGCAACGGGAGUCUCCGCCAAUUCGCCAUGGACCAAGUCCAGUCCCGGAUUCUACGCGGAAGUGACCACCGCGACAUGCUGGGCCGGUUCGUCGAGAUCAACAAGGCCAAGCCGCUCGAGUUCGACGAGGCCGCCCUCAUCUCCAUGACGGCCAGCAACAUCGCUGCCGGCAGCGACACCACGGCCAUCUCUCUCCGGUCGAUGAUCUAUUACCUGCUCAAGAACCCCGGAUGCCUGUCGAAGCUUGUCACCGAGAUCGACGCGGUAACAGCGACAGAAGGAACAUCCCGCCGUACUGUGGUGACAUACGAGCAGGCCAACAGGAUGCCGUAUCUCCAGGCCGUCAUGAACGAGGCUCUGCGCAUACACUCCAUCGUAGGCCACAGCAUGCAGCGAGUCGUGCCUAGCGACGGGAUUCAAAUUGCCGAAUACUACAUUCCCAGCGGUACCAUAAUAGGAACAAGCCCCUACGUCCUAGGUCGGUCCGAAGCCAUCUAUGGGCAUGACGCGAAGACCUUUCGUCCCGAAAGGUGGCUCGAAGAUGGAGACAAAUAUGACCUUUGGUCGGGCUACCUUGCAUUUGGAGGCGCUUCGAGGCUUUGUAUCGGCAAAAACAUCAGCUGGAUGGAAAUGUCCAAAGUACUUGCGACUCUGCUGCGGAACUUUGUGAUUGAAUUCGCCGACGCGGACACCGAUUGGCAAGAGAUUUGCUAUGUGUUCGUGCACCAGACCGGGCUGAAUGUUAGGCUGCGUCCCCGAGAGCUUACCAAGUAGGGGGGUCUGCAUUAGGAGGUACGGUAGUUGCCCCAACAGAAAUUCGGUGAUUGAAAUCGUUCUCCUGAGUACUACUAGUACUG